UCAAUUACUUUCUCCAAAAUAUAUAAAUAAACAAAACUAUUCAUAUUUAAUACUUCACCUCUAGCACAGCCGUAAACGGUUGUCAACGAUGACGUGUUUAGGCAUUCAUUACGGAACCGCCGGAGAUUGUAUCCUCCGCCCGCCGGCAGCCGGUUUCCUCGACGAUCGAUCCUGCGGAGUUUCUAGGUUUAACCGCCUUCAUUCUGUUUCGAUUCCAAAACUCGCCGGAAAACCGCCGGUCAUGAGAAUCUCAGCGGCGGCGACGAUGACUCCGACUCCGACUGUUUUCCAGUCAGAUUCGUCCGCCGUUGAAGCGUUCGUCGAUGACGAAGAACACGAUCCUAGUUACGAUAGUUACGAUAGCCCUAGGGUUUCCGAUAAGAUCGACGAGUGGAUGAGAAACUCUGUAACGGAGAUCGUGAAGAACAUACGGCAAGCGCCGUUACUGGUUCAGAUCUACGCUAACGGCGUAGUGAAGACGGAGAAAGCGGUUACGGCGGAGGACUGGCGGAAUGUUGUUAGCGAGAAACCGUCGUCUUCGCCGGACGGAAUCAUACUAGUGGAGGAGCUCCGAGAUAAGAUGGAUCUGGAUGAUUCUGGUGAUGAAGAUGAAGGAACCAAGGCUUUUGGAGUUGUGAUUCAAGGUAAGUUUAAAGGAAGAGAUCGGGUUAAAUCUUCGUGUUAUUUGUUGAAAACUUGUAGUGUUAAUGGAGGAUUGGGGCCUUUUUGCACACAUUUUUGCUUGAUGAAGGUUCAUAGCUUCAGUAAGAGUGCUUCUGCACAGUUGAAUGAUUGUUGGUUAUUGCCAUGAGAAUUGAUUUGAAUUGAAGUGUAUAGGUUGUAAUUGUAAAUUGUAUAUUGUGAUCAUGAAUUUUUGGUGAUCAUUGAAUAGAAAGUAGAGGGAUUAUUUAUAUAAAUAAAUUUGUUUGUAUAAUGGAAAAUUUGUAAUAUGGAUCAAGUCUUAUGUUCAUAGUCAAUUCAGUUCA
Molecule: messenger RNA, 986 nt
Organism: Helianthus annuus (common sunflower)
Lineage: Eukaryota; Viridiplantae; Streptophyta; Magnoliopsida; Asterales; Asteraceae
Exons: 1
Coding region: 89-811 (240 amino acids)
Source: RefSeq, a predicted model, not a curated record